Messenger RNA from Etheostoma spectabile (orangethroat darter), 2552 nucleotides. RefSeq lists its product as uncharacterized. The record is from RefSeq and is a predicted model, not a curated record. Gene Ontology annotation, cellular component: nucleoplasm. The transcript has 4 exons. The coding region runs from base 654 to 2429 and encodes 591 amino acids. Lineage: Eukaryota; Metazoa; Chordata; Actinopteri; Perciformes; Percidae. Gene Ontology annotation, biological process: positive regulation of DNA-templated transcription; negative regulation of DNA-templated transcription.
AUGCUGAUAAUAGCCGGAGUGUUAUUGUGUUGGUACUCCGUCCAGCAGCUAGCGCUGUCAAUAACUAUACACUUUUCAACACCACCAAAGCAGUCAGAGCUGUCUUGGCCCAAAUUCCUUAGUUCAAGCUAUUUUUCUAACGUCAACGGUUGUCCUGGCCUUUUGCAAAAUCAUAUGAAACCUCAAUUUUGGAAUUUCACUCUUCUAUAACUUAAUUUCCGAGAUACCAGCAUAUAAACGGUUGUCCCGCGAUGCGACAGAGAAAAAGGUAACGUUGGUUUGAUCCGCUGUAGUAACGUAGCUACGUGAACAGUCUGUUGACGUUAGCGGUAGCUGCCAAGCUAGCUAGGCUAUCUAAAAACGGCAUUUAGUUAACGCUGGCCUUCGCUGUUUGUUUGCCCUUUAAUUUUCCUAAUAACUAAUAGGACAUCAUCUUACAGUGCCAAAAGCGUUAGUUAGGUUAUCAAACGCUAGGCUUUGUCUUUCCUCAAAAGAAGACGAUAUGUGAGUUAAAGUAUUUGGUACUGAAAAUGUGUUAACGGUCACGCGAGGUGAGGCUUCUCCAAAAGGCAGUUGGACAUUAGCUAGCUAGCUAUCUAUAAGAGUGGACUGACUGCAUUAGCCGUAAUAGGGAGAGAGAGACUGGUUGAAGGAUGAAUCCACUCGACUGGGAUGCUAUUCUUCGGAUAGCCCAUAAGAACGUGGACCCAAAUCACCAGAAUUAUGUUAAUAACAGCAUGGAGAAUGUCCAAGUAACUAAUAACGAGAGGGACACUUUUGAAGCAUCAAAAGUGUCGCAAAGCAGCAUGGGGUGGGAUGGAGUAAGUCCUCCUCUCUCGCUUAACUUGCACAUAAAGGAAUCAGAAGUCGAAGACCCAGAUGGAGCGCCCAUUGAACUGGAGGAAGAGGAUCCAGAGCUGGCGAGAAAGCGGAAAGAGCUUAGAGAGAUAGAGGAGCGGAUACUAUUUAAGAAAGCUGCUAUUGCUCUGAAAACUGUUGAAACGUCUGUGAAGAAGACCACACCUUCAGACCUUUCCUGUAAUGAACAAUCAUCAGCAUGCAAAGGUGCAACUCUCAAAGACAGGGUGAAUGUCAUUUUGCAGCAGGGACAUUCUGCCGGCUUCCUGUCAAAGGUGCGGUCUGCCAGAGAGAGAAUGGACUCAUCCAGGCUGAGCAGAGAUGGUCUGCUGCAGGACGACCAUCCCCUGAAGCUCAGAGUGAAUGCACUCAUGAAGCACAGAUGUAGUGAUCCGUGUGUUUUGCCAGCAAGCAGGGAGGCAGCUGACGUCCCCCCGCCUCCUCCCAGCCGAAGGGAUACUUCCCCAGCAAAGCAAGAGAACGGCGUCAACGAGGGUUUCCAGCUCUUUCUCAACGUGCUUAACAAAGGCGUGGAUUUCGAUUUCCUCAGCAGGAUCGUCACCAAUGACAGCGAGGACCUUCCUUUAGGCGAGGAGCUCCUGAACGUUCACCACGCUGCUGCGGAGAACAAGUCCAACCCACCCUUCAGAAACGAGAGUCAGCGAUUGAGUAGCGGAGUGUCGCUGCCGGGCUACAGUCACACCAACAGCAGAGAGAGUAAGACUGACCCGCCCAGUCAAGAGAGAUCCCUCAAUGAGACCCUACCUGAUGAUGGAGAGAAGAAGGACGACAGAGGAGAUCGCUGUUUCAUUUCCAGUAGUCGAUCCAGGUCUCCCACGGCAGGAAAGAACAAGAAGAUGAGCAAAGAAGGAAAACCAAAGCUGGAUGAGCAGAGCGCACAGCUCCAGAACAUUCUUAAAACCCUGGGGCUGAGCCUGGAAGUGGAGGAGAUGAGCAAACUAGCAGACCGGACUCAGGAGAGGCUGUACGGUAAGAAGCAUGGAGCCAGGAGGGCUGAUCGCAAAGGGGAGCAGGAGAGUCAGCAGAGGGGCUCCCAAAGGUAUUACAGUCACUCCUCUUCCUCCUCUUCCAGGUCUACUAGGUCUAGAAGCUUUAGUCCCAGCCCCUCUCGCCGUCAGUGCUCCCACAGCAAAGACUCUGAGCGAAGGUCUGAACGCAGCCACCCGAGAGACAAAAGCAGAGACGGACCGACAGAGCAAGACCAUAGCCGGGACAGAAUUGAAGAACAGAGGUACAGGGACGAAGACCGCGAUGGAAAUACCUCAAAGAAAUCUCUACGUAUCAACAUCCAGAUCCACCAAACCAACGUAUCCCCAGCCCCACCCAGUGCUUUUUCUGAAUUUUCAGCCGACAGUUGUCCCAGUACACUGUUUACCAGAGCACUUACAGCCCUGCUACUAAUUCUUACUGGACACAUACUCAGGAUGCCAUUCCUCCCUUCUUUUAUCCCAGCGAGGGUCCUUACCCACAAAACACCUACUGUACCUUUCCUGGCUCCGUCAUGGCACCUAAUGGGUUUUACCGUCAUCACAGGUCUCGCAAAGACAUGAACUUGAUUUUUAAUCCAGACCUGUCUCAGAGCGAAGGCCAAAGUGGAUCUGUUUCUCGCCCUCGCUGCCUGCAGGUCGUCAAGACUAAGACCAACGAGAGCAAUUUAAAGCAACUUACACCAG